GAAGUAAUCCCGCGCCGGAAGUGACCCCGGGGUGGGUGAAAGAUGGCGGCGGCGAAGCGCAGCGUUCUCUCAUCUUUGGCUGUGUACGCCGAGGACUCGGACCCAGAGUCGGACAGCGAGGCCGGGACCACAGGCAGCGAUGGGGGAGCGGCUACGGGAGAAAAAGGAGGUUUGGUCUCAGUUGGCUAUGGCGAUGACGACUUCACCCGCUUGGACGGGGAUGAGGACGGGUAUGAAGAAGAGGAUGAUGAGAACAGCAGGCAGUCAGAAGAGGACGAUUCAGAGACUGAAAAACCUGAGGCUGGUGACCCAAAGGAAUUCUCAGAAGUGGAGAAGAGGGAUCCUCAGGAGCUCGUGGCUUCUUUUUCAGAGAGAGUGCGGAACAUGUCUCCAGACGAGAUCAAAAUACCCCCAGAGCCUCCAGGCCGAUGUUCUAACCAAUUGCAGGAUAAAAUUCAAAAGCUCUACGAGAGGAAAAUAAAAGAGGGCAUGGAUAUGAACUACAUCAUUCAGAGGAAAAAGGAGUUCCGCAACCCUAGCAUCUAUGAGAAGCUGAUCCAGUUCUGUUCGAUUGAUGAGCUCGGUACCAAUUACCCAAAGGACAUGUUUGAUCCUCAUGGCUGGUCAGAAGAUUCUUACUAUGAGGCACUAGCUAAAGCCCAGAAGAUAGAAAUGGACAAAUUGGAGAAGGCUAAGAAGGAGCGCACAAAGAUUGAAUUUGUGACCGGCACUAAAAAGGGCACAACAACAAGUGCCACUUCUACAACUACCACAACAGCCAGUACCACUGUGGGAGAUGCCCAGAAGAGGAAGAGCAAGUGGGACUCAGCCAUCCCUGUUACAACGAUAGCUCAGCCCACCAUCCUCACCACUACUGCAACACUGCCAGGCGUUGUCACAGUGACAACCAGUGCCAGUGGAUCCAAAACUACAGUCAUAUCUGCUGUCGGCACCAUCGUGAAAAAGGCAAAGCAGUGACUGUUGUGCUGGGUCUGGAUUUUGAGACUUAAUUGUCAUUGAAGCCAUUGUUCUUGAAAGGGAGCGGUAGCUUUUGCCUUUGGUAAAAGAUGACAAGAUUCUUUGAUACAGACCACAGUUCUCUUUUGAAAGAACCGGGGCAGGAGCAGGCACGCCAGCUGUGUGCCCACAGGAAUGGACCUCUGCCGAAAAUGCCUCUGCCUUUUCCUGCUGCGUGAAGAACCAGUCUGUGUGUUGUGCUGGAGGAACGCGGUACCUGGACUCAGCCCGUAAAUGUUAGCUUAUUAAAUUACUGCAUUGAGUUCUUGAAAGUCUGGUUUAAGGUGGGGGAAAAAAAGGCAAGUAGUGAAGGACUGUAUCACCCUUGUGUGUUCCAGGUCCUUCUCCAAGCCUGCCCGCAGCGAUGUGUGCCGCUCUCUCUCCCUCCCUCCCUCCCUCCUUCCCUCCCUCCCUCCCUCUCUCCCUUCCACUAACUCAGUCCAGGACUGUUGGUCAGUGUCUGUCUCCAAAUGUGCGUCAGGGACUCAAGGCGAUCCAUGUCUCUGACUUCAGACUCAUGCCUUGUUAAGUCCUGACGUCUGUGCCUGUCUGUGUGUCUAUGUAGGCCUUCGUGACCACGCGUUGCACAGCUGAACAAUUGCAGAAGCUGUGCUGGAACAGUCGUUACCGCCUUGCAGGACAGAGAUUGCUAUGCAGACCCCAUAAACUGUGGAGGUUGGAUUUGUGAACUCAUUUGCAAAGAUCAAUCUGUCUUUGCCGUGGAAUUCAAUGGGACAGCAGAUAGGCAGAGGAGAACGUAUGAUCUUGGUUGUGACGUUGUCCAUCCUUGUACUGGAUAGUGAUGUUCUUUGAGAUGCACACGUGGCUGUUACUGCUUGCUCCGCUGUUGUGAACAAAUAUUUUCAGUUGAAAAUUUUAUUGUAUAAAUCUUACUGUGUAGCAAAGAAUUAUUAUAAAAAUGGAAAAGUCCUUAACAAAGCCC
This is a messenger RNA of Cuculus canorus (common cuckoo), 1960 nucleotides long. RefSeq names its product SAP30 binding protein (gene SAP30BP). Gene Ontology annotation, biological process: regulation of DNA-templated transcription. The coding region runs from base 43 to 978 and encodes 311 amino acids. The transcript has 11 exons. The record is from RefSeq and is a predicted model, not a curated record. NCBI's taxonomy places the organism in Eukaryota, Metazoa, Chordata, Aves, Cuculiformes, Cuculidae. Gene Ontology annotation, cellular component: nucleus.